This is a messenger RNA of Thermothielavioides terrestris NRRL 8126, 780 nucleotides long. RefSeq lists its product as uncharacterized. The transcript has 3 exons. The annotation marks the transcript as partial. Lineage: Eukaryota; Fungi; Ascomycota; Sordariomycetes; Sordariales; Chaetomiaceae. The record is from RefSeq and is a predicted model, not a curated record.
CUGCUUUUUGGCGGAGCAGGCGGCCACAUGGUCAUGAACAAGCCGACUCCGUACAACUUCGACAUUCAGCCGCUGCUGCAAGUCGACCCCCUCAGCGGCGGCCUCUACCCGUUCCCUUGCCACAACCAGUAUGGCUUCACCACGCGUACCCCGGUCGAGGCUGGCGGUGCCACGCUCGUCAACUUCACCGGCGGCGCUCAGCACGGCGGUGGUUCGUGCCAGUUCAGCAUCACCUACGACGAGCCGGUCAACGGCGGCAAUUGGAACAAGUCGGCCUCGUUCAAGACCAUCUACAGCAUCAUCGGCGGCUGCCCUGCCGUGUUCACGGAUGAGUCUCGCAACCUUCCGCUUGCGGCCAUGGACAACAACAAGCGCGCUGAUAGCAAGCAUUGCGGCAACGAUAGCGGUAUCGAUUGCAUCCGCCAGUUCAUGGUCCCCAUCCCCAAGUUCCUCAAGAAUGGCCCUGCGACCUUCGCCUGGACGUGGUUCAACAAGCUGGGCAACAAGGAGAUGUACAUGAACUGUGCUCCCAUCAACAUCACCGGAGGCACUGGAGACGAAAAGCUGAUCGCCGAGCUGCCUGACAUUUUCAUCGCCAACUACCCGAGCGAUCCCGAGGUACCCAACUGCAUCACCGGCACAAGUGCCGAUAAGGUUGUUCUCAACUUCCCCAAGCCAGGCCGGUAUGGUCGUGUUCUGGAGCACCCCCUCGAGCCAGCGACGAAGCCCUCCGGCUACUGCAGUCAGAUCCCGCCCGCCUCGUCGAUCCCGAGCUUUGAG